Messenger RNA from Anolis sagrei ordinatus, 2707 nucleotides. It is a transcript of the gene HDAC3, whose product is annotated as histone deacetylase 3. Gene Ontology annotation, cellular component: nucleus. The record is from RefSeq and is a predicted model, not a curated record. NCBI's taxonomy places the organism in Eukaryota, Metazoa, Chordata, Lepidosauria, Squamata, Anolidae. Gene Ontology annotation, molecular function: histone deacetylase activity.
CUGCGUAAUGACGUAGGACGCUGUGGGCGGGGCUGCGCGGCCCGUGGGGCGUCCGUUACUCGGGCGGGCAGCAUGGCGAAGACGGUGGCCUACUUCUACGACCCUGAUGUAGGCAACUUCCACUACGGAGCAGGACAUCCUAUGAAGCCCCAUCGUUUGGCACUAACUCACAGUCUUGUGCUCCACUAUGGACUCUAUAAGAAAAUGAUUGUUUUUAAACCAUAUCAAGCAUCCCAACAUGACAUGUGCCGCUUUCACUCAGAAGAUUACAUUGAUUUCCUUCAGAGAGUGAGUCCCAACAACAUGCAAGGAUUCACCAAAAGCCUCAAUGCUUUCAAUGUAGGGGAUGACUGCCCAGUGUUCCCAGGUCUGUUUGAAUUUUGUUCUCGGUAUACUGGGGCCUCUUUGCAAGGAGCAACACAACUAAAUAAUAAGAUUUGUGAUAUUGCAAUAAACUGGGCUGGAGGCCUACAUCAUGCCAAGAAGUUUGAGGCUUCUGGAUUUUGUUAUGUUAAUGACAUCGUGAUUGGCAUUUUGGAGCUUCUCAAGUAUCACCCACGUGUACUUUACAUUGAUAUAGAUAUUCAUCAUGGAGAUGGUGUCCAGGAGGCUUUUUACUUGACUGAUCGUGUCAUGACAGUGUCUUUUCAUAAAUAUGGGAAUUACUUCUUCCCUGGUACAGGUGACAUGUAUGAAGUUGGGGCAGAGAGUGGCCGCUAUUACUGUCUGAAUGUACCUUUACGUGAUGGCAUUGAUGACCAAAGUUACAAACACCUCUUCCAACCAGUCAUUAACCAAGUGGUAGAAUUCUAUCAGCCCACAUGCAUAGUGCUGCAGUGUGGAGCUGACUCCUUAGGGUGUGAUCGUUUGGGUUGCUUUAAUCUCAGUAUAAGAGGACAUGGGGAGUGUGUGGAAUAUGUAAAGAGUUUCAGCAUUCCACUUCUGGUGUUGGGAGGAGGUGGCUACACAGUUCGCAAUGUGGCCCGAUGCUGGACUUAUGAAACAUCAUUGCUUGUAGAAGAAGCUAUUAGUGAGGAGUUGCCAUACAGUGAAUACUUUGAAUACUUUGCUCCAGACUUCACCCUUCAUCCUGAUGUCAGCACUAGAAUUGAGAAUCAGAAUUCGAGGCAGUACUUAGAUCAAAUCCGUCAGACUAUAUUUGAGAAUUUGAAGAUGUUGAAUCAUGCACCUAGUGUCCAAAUCCACGAUGUCCCUUCUGAUCUGCUGAGCUAUGAGCGCACUGAUGAGCCCGAUCCUGAAGAGAGAGGGUCAGAGGAUAACUACAGCAGGCCAGAAGCUUCCAAUGAGUUCUAUGAUGGCGAACACGAUAACGAUAAAGAAAGUGAUGUGGAGAUAUGAUGCCUGUUUCAAUGUGGACUCUGUGCGACUGCCUGGAAAAUGGUGCUCUAAGGAAAAAGCAGGCUCCAGUGUCUGGUCUUUCUUGCUGUUGCUUGAAGCCAUGGCACCAGGACUGCUGAGCCAUAAGAAUAUUGGGGUGCAGAGGGCAAGAAGAGGUUACCGCAUUCCUCGCAUGACUCUGCCACUCACUACUAUUUGUGGAAAAAUUCACACAAAUCUCUUUUUGUUGCUAUGUACGCAACUUCAAAUUUUAUUCUACGGUAACUUUGUCCCAUUCCCUAUGGAAAGGGGGGAAUUUGUUGCACUGUUCUUCUGGCUUGUUUGAAUACAAGUUUGCAUGUGUGCUAUUAUGUUGAAACGACUGAUUUGAAAUCCCCUGAAAAGAUAUUUUGUUUACCAAGUUUCCAUUUAGCUACUAUCUGUUGAAAUUCAGUGGGAAAAGUGCACCAGAUAAUGUUAAUCAAUGUUUUUCUGAACUGUAGUAAACGUGGGAAAUGCCAACAUUGGAGCCGGUGCAGCAGGGCAGAUUUCUUUAGAACAUAGCUUUCUUGCUGUGUUAUUCUUGAAACUUUUUUUUCUCCAGUUGCAAUGAUGUGCUACAACUUUUUUAAAAAUCUUCAGUGGGUAGUUUGAGAGGGGAAAGGCUUGGGGCUUUUUGUAUUUCUCAGUCUUUCUGCUUGGUUACACUGUGUACUUGGAUGCCUGUAUGGUGCCAAAAAUCUUGUUAAUGAAGAAUUGAAACCUGCGUGUGUGACAAGAUAACAUCGUCUGUGCAUUCCCCCACCCCAAAGGACGUGCAGGCUUUCUGCUUUGUUUUAUGGAGGAACAAAUUAUGUUUCAAUUGAAAUAAUCAUGGUGAGCUACCAGGGCCAAAUGUUUUAGCCUGUCUCCCUAUUUUUACAUUUCUACCUGUGAACCUUUAAUGGAUACGUGUAUGUUAUGUAAUGAACCCUGCAUUUUGAGCGUGGGCCUUACAUGUAUCCUUGGAUACAGUAAUUUAAGGAAGUUCGUGGAAGGAAAUUUUACUCACUUCUUUUCUGCCCUACCUCAUGUUGUUUAGGAAAUAUUGGGGAAGUGGAGGCACAGGGAUGAUGGAGAAACAUCCCUCCAUUAACUUAAGAUUUAAACCAGAGUCUAGAAGACUUAUUUGCAUUAACUGCACAUUUUCCACUUCUUUUGUUUCUGUAGACAUUGAAAUUUUAAACUGUAUGAAUGUUGGAGAUGGUUGCAAUCAGUAUUGUAAGGACACCUACUGUUUUAGCUGUAAUGAAAAACAACUGACAUUCUCUAAUGUUCAUUUACCCUGAUGUGUUUAAAAUAUUAAACAACGGGCUAGUAUUUUUUAUUA